UAUUUAAUGAAAGUAGUUCAAAAUCCAACCUAAUAUUUUUUUGAGCAAUCAAAUAAUCCACCAUGUGAAUAUUUGCCAAAAAUAAAUGAAUUUGUUAGUAAGUUAUUGAAUCAAAAGUAAUGUAUUUUAUGCAAAAAUGACUAUAACAUGAAGGAUAGAUUACCAAGAAUAUUGAUUCAUUGUGGUCAUACAAUAUGCACAGCAUGUUUAACAAAUUUUUAUAGGUAGUAAAUGAAAAUCUAUUCUAUAAUAGAAAUCGAAGAGUUAGAUGUCCAUUAUGUUUAAAAUUAAUAAAGCAUUUGGAUUCAGUUGAUCGAUUACCUGUAAAUUGAUUAUUAAUGUUUUAGAUAAAUCAUACGAUAUUUUCAAGAAUGUCUGAAGAUAUCAACAAUAAAAGUAAAUAACACGGAGGAACAGAAGUUAUAGAUGCCUAAUAAUAUUUAUUCACACAAUUUUAAUAAUCAGCAUUAUAAUAAUAGAAAGCAAGAUAAUAACAAUAAAGUGCUUAUCCUUAAGUAGAUCCUGAUUCAGGAUUGGAGUAUUGUGAAUUUCAUAAUGAAAGAGUAAAACAUUUUUUUUGUAUGAAACAUAAAGUAACUUGUUGCAGAAUUUGUUCUGAAAUGAUACAUCAAAAAAAGGUAAUUUGAUUAUAUAAGUAGGAUUGCAUAGUAGUAGAUUUAUAUGAAAUUGAAGAUGUUCCCCAAUUUUUGAAAGAAGCUUAUUAGCUAAAUGAAGAUAAUAAUAAUCAAGAUUAGAAUUUAAUGACAAAAGAUAUGGGUUUUAUGUAGGAUUGUGAAUAAAGUAAAGAUUUCUAAUAAAAUUAGAUGAUGGAGACAAUUAAUUUAAUGAUGAAGAUCUAGAAGAUGAGUUUGAAGAAAAUAGUAUUUAAAGCAUCUGA
This is a messenger RNA of Paramecium sonneborni, 898 nucleotides long. Lineage: Eukaryota; Ciliophora; Oligohymenophorea; Peniculida; Parameciidae. The record is from the annotation of a GenBank genome assembly.